Messenger RNA from Knipowitschia caucasica, 1080 nucleotides. NCBI's taxonomy places the organism in Eukaryota, Metazoa, Chordata, Actinopteri, Gobiiformes, Gobiidae. The record is from the annotation of a GenBank genome assembly.
AUGACCCUGGAGUCCAUCAUGUCGUGUUGCCUCAGUGAAGAGGCUAAAGAGGCACGGAGAAUCAACGACGAGAUCGAGAGACAGCUGCGCAGGGACAAGAGGGACGCACGGCGUGAGCUCAAACUGUUGCUCCUGGGCACUGGAGAGAGCGGGAAGAGCACGUUCAUCAAACAGAUGCGGAUCAUCCACGGAGCCGGAUACUCAGACGAGGACAAGCGCAGUUUCACCAAACUGGUCUAUCAGAACAUCUUCACCUCCAUGCAGGCCAUGAUCCGAGCCACGGAGACCCUCAAGAUCCCAUACAAAUAUGAACACAACAAGGCCAAUGCAAACAUUGUGCGGGACGUGGACGUGGAGAAGGUGUCCAUGUUUGAGAAUCCGUACGUCGACGCCAUCAAGAGUUUAUGGAACGAUCCGGGAAUCCAGGAGAGCUACGACCGGCGGAGGGAGUACCAGCUCUCCGACUCCACCAAAUAUUACCUGAACGCUCUGGACCGGAUCUCACUGCCCGGGUACCUGCCCACUCAGCAGGACGUCCUCAGGGUCCGAGUGCCCACCACCGGCAUCAUCGAGUACCCCUUCGACCUCCAGAGCGUCAUCUUCAGGAUGGUGGACGUGGGCGGUCAGCGGUCCGAGAGGAGGAAGUGGAUCCACUGCUUUGAGAAUGUCACGUCCAUCAUGUUCCUGGUGGCUCUGAGUGAAUACGACCAGGUGCUGGUGGAGUCCGACAAUGAGAACCGCAUGGAGGAGAGCAAGGCGCUCUUCAGGACCAUCAUCACUUACCCCUGGUUCCAGAACUCGUCUGUGAUUCUGUUCCUCAACAAGAAGGACCUUCUGGAGGAGAAGAUCAUGUAUUCUCACCUGGUGGAUUAUUUCCCCGAGUACGACGGCCCGCAGCGAGACGCCCAGGCCGCGCGUGAGUUCAUCCUCAAGAUGUUUGUGGACCUGAACCCGGACAGCGACAAAAUCAUCUACUCCCACUUCACCUGCGCCACCGACACCGAGAACAUCCGCUUUGUGUUCGCCGCGGUCAAAGACACCAUCCUGCAGCUCAACCUCAAAGAGUACAACCUGGUCUAG